Messenger RNA from Anoplophora glabripennis (Asian longhorned beetle), 1705 nucleotides. It is a transcript of the gene CAH3, whose product is annotated as carbonic anhydrase 2. NCBI's taxonomy places the organism in Eukaryota, Metazoa, Arthropoda, Insecta, Coleoptera, Cerambycidae. Bases 118 to 1398 code for a protein of 426 amino acids. The record is from RefSeq and is a predicted model, not a curated record. Gene Ontology annotation, cellular component: cytoplasm. The transcript has 9 exons. Gene Ontology annotation, molecular function: zinc ion binding; carbonate dehydratase activity.
AGCUGACUGAAAUUUAAGGUAAUGAUGAAGGUGUCACUAUAUGGAUGAUCUCUUAUUUAAAAAUAUUUUAUGUUUGCAGCGGGCACUUAUUAGUUGGCAGAUCGUUUGUACUCCACAAUGUCGAAAAGGAAGAGACAAGACUCCUUUGGUGAUGACAGUGAAAGAAUUAUUAACGAACCUAGCUUAAAGAAUGAUGUAAAAGAAAAGGUAGAGGUAUGCAAGACGAAGGAACCACAUACCGAACAGAAAUUGAAAGAUGAUGAUGAAAGAAUUAUUAAUGAACCUAGCUUAAAGAAUGACGUAAAAGAAAAAGUAGAGAUAUGUAAGACGAAGGAACCGGACACUGAACAGAAAUUGAAAAAUGAUAUUGAGAAACCCGAAAAAUCCGUCAGCGAUGACACUAAAAAUGAACCAGUUACUAGAAGGAAGAGAAAAAGGAGUGAUGAUGCGGAAGAAGAAUCCAGUGCCAAACAAAUAAAGACGGAUGUAAAAGGGAACUUAGAGAAGAAACCGAUUGCUAAAAAAGUAUUUAAAAAACGUUUCAGCAGAAACGAAUGUGUCUGCUCUCCCGAUGGUUCCCAACCCCUGCAAGUGCAAGCACAAGAAGAACAAGACGCACAUAUUCAAGUUGAGGAGUGGCGCUUACAUAAGUUCCAAUCACCCAUCCAACUAAAUCACGAUGAAAGUAUACAUCACGACCAUUUCGAGCCACUGGAAUUCCACGGUCACUGGGAUGAUGAGGGCGAAGCAACAUUCACAAAUAACGGAUUCACAGCUACACUUCGCUUCUACGACAGAGAGUUACCCAUUUUGAAAGGAGGACCCCUCCACGAUGAUCAGUAUGUGUUCGAACAGUUACAUUUCCACUGGAGUGAAGAUGACCACAGCGGAUGCGAACACAUUUUUGAAGGACGAGCAUAUUCCAUGGAAGCUCAUGCUGUACACUACAACCAGAAGUACUCAGAUUUCAUCUGCGCUCAGAACAAACCCGAUGGAUUGGCAGUUGUGGCAUUCUUCAUCCAAGCUACAGAUAACGAAGAUAAUCCUUGCUUUAACAAACUAUCGACUGCCGUGAAAGACAUGAUCAAGAUUAAUUCCAGAACUAAUGUAGCACCAGACUGUUUGACAUGGUUCAAAGAUGAGGCUCAUUGCAAAGGAUACUAUACAUAUCAAGGAUCUUUAACUACAAAGCCAUAUACCGAAAGUGUGACCUGGAUUUUAUAUCCUCAGCCAAUUCACGUCUCAAGGCAGCAGGUGGCAAAUUUCAGAAACCUAAAAUCUACACCGUGUGAACAACACAACAUCACAAAGAAUGUGCGUCCAAUUCAAACGCCCCCAGAACAUAAGAAGUUGAAUGUUUUCUAUGCACGAUCACACAGACAUAGCACUUCCGAUUGAUUAGUUGUGUUUGAAGAAGAAUAUUUAAUGAAAAGCCUUCAUAUAAUUUCUUGCCAUAACAUGGCAGUUAUUGAGUUACGUUGUUGAGUAAGACGAAAUAAUGAUAAUUUUAUACACUACAUAAUAAAAAAAAAAUUAAACUUUAAAACAAAUGUAUUUAAUAUUUUCAAUUGCACUUUAUAUAUUUUGAUAGUUUUACUAACUAAAUUGUCGUUAGUUUAUAAGGAUGUUGCUUAAUAGUUUGUAUUGACAUACAAGUGAAUAUUAUAUAAACACUAUAUUAGCGUGGUUAUUAUAUAGAUAAAUA